Messenger RNA from Canariomyces notabilis, 2250 nucleotides. RefSeq lists its product as uncharacterized. Gene Ontology annotation, cellular component: cytoplasm; cytosol. Gene Ontology annotation, biological process: Mo-molybdopterin cofactor biosynthetic process; molybdenum incorporation into molybdenum-molybdopterin complex. The record is from RefSeq and is a predicted model, not a curated record. The transcript has a single exon. NCBI's taxonomy places the organism in Eukaryota, Fungi, Ascomycota, Sordariomycetes, Sordariales, Chaetomiaceae. The annotation marks the transcript as partial. Gene Ontology annotation, molecular function: molybdopterin molybdotransferase activity.
GUAUGAAGCUAUUCCCUCAACCCAUCCCACUUCUCCGCGAGCUCGUACAGCUCAACCUCGGAGAUCUGUACUGUAACACGUCCGGAGCCGCUGCUAAAGCAUUCCAUCUCACAAUGGCAACUCCCCUCAAGGCGGCUAUCCUUGUCGUCUCAACAACAGCCGCCAGAGACCCAUCAACAGAUGCUUCCGAAGCUACACUGCGCAAUGUUUUCGAGCAAGACGGCGGCGGUCAUUGGACCGUGACCGAAACAAGAAUUGUGAGCGACGAAGAGGGGCAGAUACAGCAACAGAUCAAAGCCUGGACCGACGGCCCCGACCCUGUGAACCUCAUCGUCACCACCGGCGGCACCGGUUUCGCCGUUCCCGACGUCACCCCCGAAGCCGUCGCGCCUCUCCUUAGCAAACAAGCGCCUGGUCUAGUCCACGGAAUGUUGGCUGCAUCACUCGCUGUCACCCCCUUUGCCGUCAUGUCGCGGCCCGUGGCGGGCGUCAGACACAAAACUGUCAUCAUCACUCUGCCGGGAUCGCCCAAGGCAGCACGGGAGAACCUGCAGGCCGUGAACAAAACGCUACCCCAUGCCUGCCUGCAAGCGGCAGGCGCCGACUCCAGAGCGCUUCACUCUGGAGGGGUGAAAAAGCUAGAGCAAGAAGCAGGGAUCGGCUCCGCCGCCGCUGGACAACAAGCCCAACAACAACCCCCAGCCCAUCGUCACCACCACCACCAUCAUCAUCAUCAUCACCAUCACCACAGCCACGGCGGCCAUGGUACCCCAAUCCGUCACACACACACAGAUCCCAAAUCCAACGACCCAUCCAUGGGCCCAAGCCGCCGCCACCGGGCGUCGCCAUACCCCAUGCUCUCCGUGCCCGACGCCCUCUCCCUUAUAGCACAACGCACUCCGCCGCCGCAGCCCGUCCUGGCCAAGGUCUCCCCGGCGCUGGUGGGGAGCGUGCUGGCGGCGGACGUGCGCGCGGCCGAGAACGUGCCGGCUUUCCGCGCGAGCAUCGUGGACGGGUACGCCGUGGUGGUUCCUUCAGGAGGGGAUAUGCGCGGGGUGUAUCCUGUCGUGGGGGUCUCGCAUGCGGCUGGGCAGGAGGAGCAGCAGGAGUUGCGGCAAGGCGAGGUGGCGCGCAUCACGACGGGGGCGCCGCUCCCCGCGGGGGCGACGUCGGUUAUCAUGGUGGAGGAUACGGUGCUUGCGUCCCGGACUGAGGAUGGGGUUGAGGAAAAGGAGGUUGAGAUCCUUGCAGAGGGCGUCAAGGAAGGGGAGAAUAUUCGCGAAGUUGGGAGCGAUGUUCGAAAGGGGGACUUGAUCCUCUCCAAGGGCGAUCAGGUGUCUGCGGUGGGUGGGGAGAUUGGGGUGUUGGCCUCUGUCGGGGUGGGUGAGGUCCAGGUGUAUAGGCGGCCGGUGGUCGGGGUGUUGUCCACGGGGGAUGAGAUCGUGGAGCAUGACCGGCCGGAGCUGCGGUAUGGGGAGGUAAGGGAUACGAAUCGGCCUACGCUGAUAUCUGCAGCGAAAGAGGCGGGGUAUGAGGUUGUUGAUCUCGGUAUCGUGAGUGACAAGGCUGGGUCGCUGGAGGAGAGACUGCGGGAUGCGUUGCGGCGUGUGGACCUGGUCAUUACGACGGGGGGCGUGUCGAUGGGGGAGCUGGAUCUGCUCAAGCCGACGAUUGAGCGGGCGCUGGGCGGGACGAUACACUUUGGACGCGUGAACAUGAAGCCUGGGAAGCCUACGACGUUUGCGACUGUCCCGGUGAAGAAUAAUGCCGGUGAGCGGGUUGACAAGGUCAUCUUUUCAUUGCCAGGCAACCCAGCCUCGGCGCUGGUGACGUUCCACCUCUUUGUGCUCCCGUCUCUGCAUCAAAUGUCGGGCAUCUCGCCGCCUGGCCUAACAAGCGUGCCCGUGACGCUCGCCCACGAUUUCCCUCUCGACAAGUCCCGGCCUGAGUACCAUCGGGCCAUCGUCUCUGUGGGGAGUGAUGGGACCCUGUCUGCCACCAGCACCGGAGGGCAGAGGAGCUCGCGGGUCGGUAGUCUCAAGGGGGCAAAUGCUCUGCUCUGCAUGCCGAGCGGCCCGGAGCCACUACGCAAGGGAGCGAAGGUGGACGCACUGCUGAUGAGUAACAUACGGAAUGGCGCAUGAUCGGGGCGGCGGAUAAGCCAUCGGACAAAUAUAUGACAUUGGGACACCUAGUUCUGUACAGUUGAGCCUUCUACACCAUGAGAUACAAUACUAACCAUGCCAUUUG